Molecule: messenger RNA, 3047 nt
Organism: Sesamum indicum (sesame)
Lineage: Eukaryota; Viridiplantae; Streptophyta; Magnoliopsida; Lamiales; Pedaliaceae
Source: RefSeq, a predicted model, not a curated record
UGCACUCUCGAUUUUAUUUUUUAUACAUACCCUAAUAAUCUUUAGUGGGAAGGGGACGUUUCCUCGUUUUUCAUCUGUUUGUAUGUGUCCAUCUUCUGACACAACUUUGAUAAUGGCACUUUCAUACAUCUAACGAACACACAAACACGCACACACAUACACACACAUCUUUUUCUCCACUCUGAAAAAGUUUAAGUUCUUUGUAGAGGUGAUGGCGCAGGACUGCCUGCAUCAAAUGAUUUGGAAAGGAGGGUCAAAUCACUGAACUUCCCUUGUUUGAUCAAUUCGCAGAUGGCGAUGAUAUGCAACACGUGCACACUCAGAUUUCCAUCACACGAGGGCUCACCCCAUCAGAAUUAGGCUAUUACACUUUCUCUGCAGUCAAUCAGUACCAACAAUUAUCUUCAACACUUCUCUCACUGCCAUUCAUAUGAUUGAACACCCUCCUCCUCCUCACCACCUUCUUUCUUAUUAAUAUUUCAUCAACAGGUCUGAUAGUUAACAGGGAUAACAAAAUAAAUUAGGUGGUAUAUUUUCCAAGAUCGAUGGCGACGUACUUUCAUGGGAAUUCAGAAAUCCAAGGUGGUGGCGGUGAUGGCUUACAGACGCUGAUUCUCAUGAAUCCCGCCUACGUUGGAUAUUCUGACACCCAACAGCAACAACCGCCACCCAGCAGCAACUUCGUAUUCCUCAAUUCCAACUCCUCCGGAAACAACGGCCAUAACAUCCCCCACGCGCCGCCCACUCAGACCCAACAUUUCGUCGGCUUCCCCCUUCAAGGCACCACCUCCGCACCCGCCCCCCCCCCCGCCCCCGCCGCCCCGCCACAGGAUCCCCAGCAGCAAGAUGUUUCGGCCCUCCACGGUUUCCUUCCAAGAGUCCAAUACAAUCUCUACAAUCUGCCCAUCGACCUUGGAGCGGCGCGUGAUGUCACACGCGCUCAGCAGGGACUCUCGUUGAGCCUUUCCUCGCAACAACCUCCUGGAUACGGCUCGUUUAGGCCAGAAAGAGAGGUCCCGUCCCAGCCACUGGUGACGGCUGUGUCCCCCCCUCGCGGGGGCGAAGAUGUUAGGGUGUCUGGGGGAUCGCCCUCAUCGGCUUCAGGGGUGUCCAAUGGUGUGAAUGGAGUGCAAAGUGUGCUGCUGAGUUCUAAGUAUCUGAAGGCGGCGCAGGAGCUUCUUGAUGAAGUCGUUAAUGUUGGAAAAGGAGCUAAGAGUGCGACAGAAUCAUCCAAGGGGGCUAAUGGACAGCCCAAGAAUACCGGAGAUUCCUCCUUGGCGGCGGCGGCCGCUGGAGACGGACAAAGUGGAGGAGAGGGCAGUGGAAAACGUGGGGCUGAGCUCACUACAGCAGAGAGACAAGAAAUUCAGAUGAAGAAAGCAAAGCUUGUUAACAUGCUUGAUGAGGUUGAGCAGAGGUACAGGCAGUACCACCACCAGAUGCAGAUUGUAAUCUCCUGGACAAGCAGCGCAGCAGGCAUCGGUUCUGCAAAGACUUACACUGCUCUGGCUCUGCAAACAAUCUCAAAGCAAUUCCGGUGCCUGAAAGACGCAAUCUUGGGCCAAAUCCGAGCUGCAAGCAAAAGCUUAGGUGAAGAAGACAGUUUGGAAGGGAAAAUCGAGGGGUCGAGACUCAAAUACGUCGAUAAUCAGAUAAGGCAGCAAAGGGCCUUGCAGCAGUUGGGAAUGAUCCAGCACAAUGCUUGGAGACCCCAGAGAGGAUUGCCCGAGCGAUCUGUUUCUGUUCUUCGUGCCUGGCUCUUCGAACACUUCCUCCACCCUUAUCCCAAGGACUCGGAUAAGCUCAUGCUUGCUAAACAGACGGGGCUUACCAGGAGUCAGGUUUCUAAUUGGUUUAUCAAUGCUCGAGUUCGUCUCUGGAAGCCAAUGGUAGAGGAGAUGUACAUGGAAGAGAUGAAGGAAAACGAAAAGAAUGGAUCAGAGGAUAAGACUAGCAAAAGUGAACAGAAUGAAGAUUCAGCCUCAAAAACCACUGCUCCACAAGCCAAGAGCCCAGGGACUGAUCAUCCGAACAAGAAUUUCAUCUCGAAACAAGAGAACCCCAUUAACCAGAAUGCUGCUCCUGUGAUAUCAAUGUCCACAAACUCAACAUCCCCAACUGGGACAACCUUGAGGAACAUUGCAGGUUUUAACCUUAUCGGAUCAACAGAAAUCGAAAGCAUUACUCAGGGGAGUCCAAAGAAGCUGCGCAAUGCCGACAUUCUACAUUCACCGAGCAGCAUUCCAUCAAUGAACAUGGAGUCAAAGCCCACUGAUCCCCACAACGAGAACAUGUCAAUGAAAUUUGGCAAUGAGAGGCAGGGCAGAGAUGGGUUCACAUUGAUGGGCGCGCCAACAAAUUUCAUUGGAGGAUUCGGCUCGUACCCUAUUGGGGAACUCGGGAGGUUUGGGACCGAGCAGUUCCAAGCACCAUACUCAGGCAACGGCGUUUCUCUCACAUUAGGCCUCCCGCAUUGUGAGAAUCUCUCCAUGUCAGGAGCCCACCAGACAUUUCUGCCAAGCCAAAGCAUACAGUUAGGACGAGGUGUUGAAAUCGGGGAAACAAAUGAUUUCGGUGGAAUGAACACUCAGACAAACACACACUCAACCAACGUGUAUGACAACAUCAACAUUCAGAACCGGAAGAGGUUCGCUGCGCAAUUGUUGCCAGACUUUGUAGCUUAACUGAUGAGUUUCAGUAGAAGCAAAGUUAGAUAGGCAAAGAGAGGUAUUGCCACAAGGUACUCUUAGGGUCCUCUUCACUAUUUUUAUCCCUUUUCUUCAUUACUAGGAAGAAGAGGAUAAUUACAUGAUAGUGUAGAGAAGGGUAAGAGAAACUUAGAUAGUAUAAGUAUAUAAAUAUGUAUACAUAUUUCAGGAGAACCAUUUCGGUUCUUACAGGCAGCUUAGGUUUUUUAGAAUAUGGUUGGGGAUUGUAUAUUAAUUUUGUUUCUGCAGAUAAUAGAUGAUUGUGAUAAUGUAAUGUGGAGAAAAACUAGUUAUUUUGGGUGGUAUACGAGAAUAAAGAGUGGUUUUAAAUCUGGUAUA